Molecule: messenger RNA, 3107 nt
Organism: Bubalus bubalis (water buffalo)
Lineage: Eukaryota; Metazoa; Chordata; Mammalia; Artiodactyla; Bovidae
Gene: ARMC1
Product: armadillo repeat containing 1
Exons: 7
Coding region: 238-1086 (282 amino acids)
Molecular function (GO): protein binding; metal ion binding
Source: RefSeq, a predicted model, not a curated record
AGAACCGGCGGAGGUGGUUGGGUCAUGAGGGAGAGCCUGUAGAGCCUUUCCCUGCCAGCGUCCUCGCUUCUAGGCUUCAGAAGUCAGCUUGGUCGUUUGUCGUCGCUGACCCUGUCACGCGCCUCUGGGUUCCUCUACCUCAUCGUCGAUGUGGCCCUAAUGGUGCGGCAAGCCGUGGAUUCCUAGAGCGCUGGAGUGAACUUAAGAAGAUUUUUGUCCACGUGUAUGGCAUAGAAGAUGAAUUCGUCGUCCUCCACCAUGAAUGAGGAACCUGAUGCUCUCUCUGUAGUUAACCAGCUCCGAGACCUAGCUGCAGAUCCUUUAAACCGACGAGCCAUUGUCCAGGAUCAGGGAUGUCUGCCCGGCCUUAUUUUAUUUAUGGACCAUCCCAACCCCCCUGUCGUCCACUCAGCUUUGCUCGCUCUUCGAUACUUGGCAGAGUGCCGUGCCAACCGAGAAAAGAUGAAAGGAGAGCUGGGAAUGAUGUUAAGCUUGCAAAAUGUUAUACAGAAGUCUACAACUCCAGGGGAAACAAAACUGCUAGCCUCUGAAAUCUAUGACAUUCUUCAAUCUUCCAAUAUGGCAGAUGGGGAUAGUUUCAAUGAAGUGAAUUCACGUCGAAGGAAAGCUCAGUUUUUUCUGGGAACUACAAACAAACGUGCCAAAACAGUGGUUUUGCAUAUAGAUGGUCUUGAUGAUACGUCCCGGAGAAACCUGUGUGAAGAGGCCUUGUUAAAAAUUAAAGGCGUUAUUAGCUUUACUUUUCAAAUGGCUGUUCAGAGAUGUGUGGUGCGAAUCCGUUCAGAUCUUAAAGCAGAGGCUUUGGCAUCAGCAAUAGCAUCAACCAAGGUUAUGAAGGCUCAGCAAGUUGUGAAGAGCGAAAGUGGAGAAGAGAUGCUGGUCCCAUUCCAGGACACACCUGUGGAGGUAGAACAGAACACGGAGCUGCCUGACUACCUGCCUGAGGAUGAGAGUCCCACAAAGGAGCAGGACAAGGCGGUGUCCCGGGUGGGCUCCCACCCAGAGGGUGGAGCUAGCUGGCUGAGCACAGCUGCAAACUUUUUAUCCAGGUCAUUUUACUGGUGACUUCCCUUUGGGGCUCAAGGACUGUAUAAGCGAACAAGGGGCCAGUUUUCCAUUGUCGUGGUGAACUGUCAAGUGCAAUUUGCAAUAAGUUAUCAUGAAAAGUUUCUAGAUCCCAUGAUUGAGAAUGCUGCAUUUUACAUUCUACUGGACAUUUUACCCCACUAAGUGGUAAAAGGGACAGAGGCGACAGGUGGAGUUGCUUUGUUGAUGAAGGUAUUUUGGUUUUAUUGUCCUUUGUUUAAUUGCCUCACUUCUUUAAAAAAAAAAAAAAAAGGGUCCACUGUUAAACCAAACAUGUAUUUGUGCAGCUUUACAUUUUAUUUGACACGAAGCACGUGAUUAGGAAAACUCGUUUUCUCAAGCUUCAGGACCUAGAAGAGAAUUUUUUUUUUCUUUUUAGCUCAAGUUGUGCAUGAAGUACUGAACACUUUUCUCUGCCUUUUCUCGUGAAAGAUACUUGCUUUGGUACUCUUCACUGAAAGUGGAAAGCAUUUCUCGUUAUUCCCCUUUUGUGCCUUUUUUUAAUUUUGCCAACCAUGUUUAUGGACAAGACGUUACCAAUGACAUUUUGUGAAUCAAAACAUAUUCUUUGGAAUGUAGCAGUCCCCCUUAGACUACAACUCUAUGAAAACUUUGCAAUCUUACUUGUUACAAGUUUUUAAAGGUUAACACAAAAUCAGUCAAGAAGGGAACAUGUGUAUCAGCAGAGUGUUAGUGGAGACUAUUUGAAUGGGACCAAACGUGGUUCUAGUUGAGUACUUCCUGUUCAGUCUGGUUUAUAUCAGCUCUUGAGAAUGAUGUCCACCCUAAUAUUGGGAGUGACUAUGAAUGGUUUCUAGGCCUUACUUUGUGAUUACACACUAUCCCCUCCUAGGGGGAAAAAAAAAUUAGCGAAGAACUGACAGACUUGAAAAAAGAAAAAUGGAAUGCCUAUAAUGCCAUAGUGCUACUUGGUAGAGUCCAACCUUAAUACAUGACUUGUUUGGCAGAUGCCUGUUCAGUAGGUAUUUCCUUAUAUUGCCUUUUGUGAGCUUAUUAUGAACACGCAGUUUCUAUUGAAUGAAAAGAAAAAAGACUCCAGUUACUGCUUAUAAAGAAAUAAAGCCAGCAUUUGUCUGUCCACUAGGUUCUUAUGUUCAGCCAGGAGAAAAAAAAAAAAAAAACAGCACUUCAGUGAAGGUAAGAUAAAUAAAUACAAAUAUAUAUACAUAUAUAUAUUUUUGGUAGAUAAGAGCUAAUUACAUAUAUGUAACGCUUUAAUAAAUUUCUGAAAAUACUUGGCAACUAAAAAUUUUCUUUGGGAAAGCCCACUGACUCCAGAUAAAUUUUAAUGCUAAUAUGAUUAAAAACUGAAGGGGGAAUAGGAGGAAACUGAAACUUUUUUCAUCCACGUUAUAGAGCUGCUAUUUUACUACUUGGAGAAUGUGAUGUGAAAAUUGGACCCUGGAGGGUGUCCUUGCAUUUUCAUUGCUUCUCUUUCAGAGAAAAAACUAAAAGCAUCCAGUGUCACUGGAGAAAAAACUGUAAAAUAGUUCACCAACAAAAAUCUUGAGUUUAGGGAUAUUGUGACCUUAUGGAGGGAGCGGUGUUGAGGCUGUGGAGAGUGAUUACUUUUUUCAUCUGGGCUCUGAGUUCAGGUGAUGCACACAACUGAAAAUAUAAGCUUUCAGGGCAUGUAUUGCUCUAAAUGCAUAUUACAUCUUGCUGCCAGACCAGAUGUGUUUAAAAAAAACAAAACAAAACAAAACAACAAAACCACCUCCUUUCUAUAGCCAUUGAAACAAAGUUUACUGUUCUAACCAGUUUGUAUUUUAUUUUGCAUUGCCACACAUCUGCUUAUUUAAGAAACAACAUCCCUCCGGUAGUAAUGGUUCAGCACAAGUAGGUAUUACAGCUUGAUGUGUGUGUUCUAAUUCUCAGUGUUCUUUGAUUCCAGGUCUUAUAGAGCAGUUAAGGCAACUGUAAUGGCAUUUUUUGGAAAUAUAUUGUAAAAUAAUAAAAGGUGACAUAAUUAAAAUUGA